Molecule: messenger RNA, 3362 nt
Organism: Danio rerio (zebrafish)
Lineage: Eukaryota; Metazoa; Chordata; Actinopteri; Cypriniformes; Danionidae
Gene: usp37
Product: ubiquitin specific peptidase 37
Biological process (GO): protein deubiquitination; ubiquitin-dependent protein catabolic process
Molecular function (GO): cysteine-type deubiquitinase activity
Source: RefSeq, marked validated
ACUCGAGCGCAGAAUCUCCAUCAUCACAGCCGGCAAAACUCACCCGCAAACAUCAAACCUCGCCCGGAGCAUACGCUGAUCCUCCAGCGGCCCCUCCGAGGACUCUCCCACCCUCAGUGUUUUGUGGAGGAUCUUCGCCCUGAUGGCCGCCGCAGUGCCCAGGCUGACCAGCGGUGGCGCUGUCCGCAUCCGCAUCAGGUGUGGCGAACUGGGGACCACCAAGUGGAGAGAGGGGGUAAUUGAGAUCCAGGAGAGAGACAACAAAAUCAACCUGCUGGUCAAGUUCAACAGCGGAGGAGCUCCGAGGGUUUUUCAGCUGAGUCACAAUGUGAAGAGUGUUUCGUGGUUUCAAACGCACGGGCCGAACCGCAUGACACUGACUCUGAAAGACUCCUGCAUCGUCAUGAUGGACAAGCUCAACAUGCUGGUCGCCAAAAAGAUGAAGGAAUAUCUAGAAACGGUGAAGCUUGGUAAACCUGCAGUUUUUAAGACGAACCAGGGCAGUGCUAGUUUUGGGCUGGUUCUUGGAAAUCGAACAGCACAGAACGACUCAGGCCUUUCUCCGUCAGAUAAACAGAGUGCUCCCAGGCGUUCCAGUCUGGACAGCAGAGAGGACAGCACCCCCCGAAAGCCCCUGGGUAGCCCAAGCCGGGUCACGUCCACACCGGCCCGCGGCAGCCUCUCGGAGAUCAGGAGUGAGAAGAGGAAGAGGCUGAUGAACUCUGACGGAGACCUGACGGAGGACUAUCCCAAAGAGAACGACUCUUCCAGCAACAAUAAGGCCAUCACAGACUCCUCCAGAAAGUUCCUGCUCAGCUGCAAAGACAAGCUCAAGCAGUCGGAGGAGAACAGAGCCUCUGCUCCACACACUCCUGCUCCUCUCCAGCCCACGUCUUUCUAUGGGAGCCGAACAGGGGCUAAAGACUACACGCAAACGCAUUCAUUUCUGGACAGGCCCAGCAGUACAGGUUCAUGUCCAUCAGCCAAAAGAAGCCUAGUUUUGCCCAAUCACUCCACGCCCUUUAAAAAGGUUCGUCCCACGCUGGAUUACGGAGGCUGGAACAAACCCAGACCCUCAGUGCUGGCCCAGCCUCAGCCUCCACUGCAAGGAUUCUCCAAUCUUGGGAACACGUGCUACAUGAACGCCAUCCUCCAGUCUCUCUUCAGCCUGCCCUCCUUUUCCAAUGACCUGUUGAAGCAGGGCAUCCCGUGGAAGAGGGUUCCCAUUAACGCCCUUCUCAGGCGAUUUGCUCAUCUGCUGGCAAAGAAAGACAUUUCCCCUCCAGAGGUCAAGAAAGAUCUUCUGCGGCGAGUGAAGAACGCCAUUUCUUCAACAGCGGAGCGAUUCUCUGGAUACAUGCAGAACGAUGCUCAUGAGUUUCUGAGUCAGUGUCUGGACCAGCUGAAGGAGGAUGUGGAGAAGAUCAACAAGAGCUGGAAGAACGAGCCGUCGGCAUGGGACGAGCCUCAGAGCACGCGGUUAGCAGACGAGGUGGACACGUCACGCAUCUACACCUGUCCUGUCACUGUCAACAUGGAGUUUGAGGUGCAGCACACCAUCACCUGCAAAAGCUGUGGAGAGGUGGUGCUGAAGCGGGAACAGUUCAAUGAUCUGUCCAUCGACCUGCCACGCAGGAGGAAAACCCUCCCCAUGAGGUCUAUACAGGACUCUCUGGAUCUCUUCUUCAGGAUGGAGGAAAUCGAGUAUUCCUGUGAAAAGUGCAGCGGAAAAGCGGCGACUGUUUCUCACAAAUUUAGCAGACUUCCCAGGGUGUUGAUUCUUCACCUCAAACGCUACAGCUACAACACUCAGCUCUCCUUAAACAGCAAACUGGGCCAACAAGUGCUGAUCCCCAAAUACCUGACGCUGCUGUCCCACUGCACAGACGCCACCCGCAGCCCGCUCAGCCUGGGCUGGAGCGCACAGAACGCCCUAUCACGGACGCUAAAGAUCUCGCAGUCCGUCAACUCAUCAACACUGAGGAGAGCGUCCCAGAGGCCGGAGAGUUCAGGCAGUGUGCUGUGCGACUCUGACAGCGAUGAGGAGCUGGUCAGAAAAGUCGCUCGCAAACAUCAUCCAGACGACGACAGGGCAGACGAGCAGCAUCAUCCUCAUGCAGCAGUGGAGCAGUCGGAGUUUAAUGGUAUUAAUGAUGAGGAGAUGCUGGCGGCUGUGCUGGAGAUGAGCCGUCAUGACACCAGUCUCUGCGCAGGCCCAGAUGAAGAGCCCAGCAGCAGCCCAGACACCGGCUUCGGGGACGCAGACGCACACGACCUGACGCAACAUCUGGAGCUGCUGGAUGCAGAGAAACAGCCCACAGAUGCGCUGGAGUCUCUGGAUCUCACCAUGGAUGAGAAUAAGGAGAACCAGACGCCGGACGGGCUGCAGGGCGAGCUGGACUGGGUGCAGCAGUACAGUCUGGAGCAGGAGCGCGAGGAGCAGGAGCUGCAGCAGGCGCUCGCUCAGAGUCUGCAGGAGCAGGAGGCGAGAGAGAUGAGAGAAGAUGAUGAUCUGAAGAGGGCAACUGAACUCAGCCUGCAAGAGUUUAAUAACUCUCUGCCGGAGCUGCUGUGCUCUGAUGAGGACUCCGGGAAUGAGGACGGUCUGGAUAUGGAGUACAGCGAGGCGGAGGCCGAAGAGCUCAAGAAGAACGCAGAGACUGGAGAACUGCCCAACUCUUUCAGACUCAUCAGUGUGGUCAGUCACAUCGGCAGCAGCUCCUCUUCAGGACACUACAUCAGCGACGUCUACGACAUGAAGAAACAGUCCUGGUUGACAUAUAACGAUCUGGACGUGUCGCGCACGCAGGAGUCCACAGUCCAGAGAGAUCGAGACCGCAGCGGAUACAUCUUUUUCUACAUGCACAAAGAUGUGUUCGAGGAGCUGUCGGAGCUGGAGAAGGCCGGAGUGAACACAGAUGGAGGUCGGACGGUGCUACAGCCGCUAUAAAAUUCUCUCCAUGUGGAUCCUGAACUGAGCCGAGGGUAAACGCACACCCUCAUCAGUGCUACUGAAGAACACACACACACACACACUUCUGCUUCAGGCACUUUCCUCUUCUGUUUCCCCCCGUGAAGAACUGUAGACCCGCAGAUAUAGAUGUUUCUAGAGACUCCUAAAGGUACGAACUGUUUCUGGGGGAAGCGAUGGGAAAUAAAUAACAGAAAUAUGAUGAGUUUGGGUUAAAGAUUUGUCCUUCGGGCUUUAAUAUGAUGAAGUCCACUUUUUUUGGUAAACUUUUAUGCAUUAAGAAAUAUUUGAUGAGUUUGUUCCUGUUUUUUCUGUUUGUUUCUCUCUUUCCAGUCCACAGAUUUUAGAUUUUUCCUUUCUAAUCUAUUGCAUAUAAAGGUUUAUUCUUGUA